Anneissia japonica is the source of this 1484-nucleotide messenger RNA. RefSeq lists its product as uncharacterized. NCBI's taxonomy places the organism in Eukaryota, Metazoa, Echinodermata, Crinoidea, Comatulida, Comatulidae. The transcript is spliced from 4 exons. The record is from RefSeq and is a predicted model, not a curated record. Bases 35 to 676 code for a protein of 213 amino acids.
GGACCUAUUGAUUCGCCUUUUGUCAAGAUUGUUCAUGUCGUUUUCGUCUGUGGGUUCAAUACAGUACUGUGUGUACUACACAAACUUACUUAUAAUGUCGGGUCGUGAGGUACCGUCUGUGUGGCAGUUAUUUGCUAUAUUAUUUUUAGUUUUUGUUCCAUGCGCUUUGUGCGACUACUGUGAAGGAUAUACGGACUCAUCUGGGGUCUUUAAUAGGGGGUUCUACUGUUUGCGUUACUAUCAAGAAUAUUGCUGUGGAUCAACUUCAACAGGAAAGUAUUGCUGCGAUUGGGAAGAAUACCAAGACUGGUCCAAAGGUCAAGAUGAUGAAGGAAUGAGUACAUUGGUGGUAGUGUUGAUUGGUGUUAUAAUAUUUAUUGGUGUCAUCUCUUUUUGUAUUAUUUUCGUGUGUGUUUGUGUUGUGACUGCUCCAAACAGUAAUUCGUCUACUAAUGGAUCCAGCGUUCACCUCAGACGAACGAGAGUGAUGCCGAAACCAGACAAUGAAAUAUUAGGCCCUCCUCCAUAUCCUGCGAUGGGACCACCACCAGCCUACGACGACAUAUACCAACAUUCUGAAAAUCAUAAUAGACCACCAGCUUACACGGUGUCAGCGCAGGUUCCAUCUAUAACAAUAAGACCAGUUCAUCAAGUGGAUACUUCAGCCAUAAAGUAAAUGAAUGUAAAUGUAUAAUACAGGUUUAUCAUUGUGUUUCUGACUCCAGGGUUUGUAAACGUUCGCCAGGAAUACAGAAUACAGAAUACAACACUUUGAUUGGUCUUGGAAAGAGCACAAUGUACAAGCGUCGUUGUUGGCAAACCAUGUAAAAGUCACUACAGAAUAUAAUACAAAUAUUAAAUCCCGUAUAUCGUAAAAAAACACAAAAACAUUAUGAUAUGGCACAAAUGAUAUAAAAUGGUAUAUUAAAAUUCGUUCUUACAAAAUUGUAAUUACUGCAAAACAUUACAAACAUUCAGUUGUACAAAGGUACUAACAUUUGGUGGAAAUGAAGACAAUGAGAGUAACUGCUUGUGAGAGAAAGUGGUUUUACGUCGUUUUUUUAUGUAAAGACAGCAACCAUAAUAUUAGCAGUGGCUGAUAUAGGAAUUCAAAAUAGGGGACCGAGAGAAGUCCUUUCACAGAUAGAGGGUCCACCCACCUCAGCCCAUGGUGGGGGUAUUAGGCAUGAAAAUUUACGAUUAUGCCACCUCCAGAAGGCCGGAAAUGACACUCCCAGACCUAAAUUUGAUUAUAGGCCUAAUUUUAUCUUUUCUCUAUUUUUUCUAUUUUAAAAAUAAACACCCACAGCAGACUAUAAGAAUGUGUAUUGGGGACUAAAAUGUCAUUGUCCUUUUUAAUCUGUAUUACAAAUAGUCUACAAAAAAAGUCACCUUUUGUUACUGUUAUUAUUAUAUCAUUUAUUAUUAGGCCUAGCAUAAGACAGAGGUCAUUACCAUUAAUAUUAAUAUAAGGCAAUUUGUUA